Molecule: messenger RNA, 492 nt
Organism: Cooperia oncophora
Lineage: Eukaryota; Metazoa; Nematoda; Chromadorea; Rhabditida; Trichostrongylidae
Source: the annotation of a GenBank genome assembly
AUGACUUCCAUGCUCGACAACAUUCCCAUAGGAACUAACAAUGACAAAUAUAGCAGCCCUUACGAGAAGCUUCAAAGUUGUAUGUUAUUUGCUGCUACAGUCACAGUUAUCGCGCUGAUGAUCACAACAAUGGCUAUAAUCAUAUUUUGCGCGUGGCGAAUCACAGCUGCCGUCAAGAAAAAUUCAUGUGUCACCACUCGUCGUCUCGAUCUGCAGUUGCGCAGAACACUGUUCGCACAGGCAGCUUCACCGCUUCUCCUGCUGCAUCUACCCUUCUAUAUCUCAGUGCUCGCACCACUGUUCGAUGCCAGAACUGGAGAAGUGUCAAAUUAUUUCCCAUUCCUUUUCUCAUGGUGUCCAGUCAUCAAUCCUCUGAUAACGCUCUAUUUUGUCAAAGAUUUUAGACUGUUUGUUCUUGGCAUAUUCAUGAGAAAGAAGAUAGCAACACCACCAUCGACAACUCUUAGGACGAAAAAUGCGUUUUGUAAAUAA